This is a messenger RNA of Sphaerodactylus townsendi, 4886 nucleotides long. RefSeq names its product zinc finger protein 135-like. The transcript is spliced from 5 exons. The record is from RefSeq and is a predicted model, not a curated record. Lineage: Eukaryota; Metazoa; Chordata; Lepidosauria; Squamata; Sphaerodactylidae. The coding region runs from base 391 to 3753 and encodes 1120 amino acids. Gene Ontology annotation, molecular function: DNA-binding transcription factor activity, RNA polymerase II-specific; RNA polymerase II cis-regulatory region sequence-specific DNA binding. Gene Ontology annotation, biological process: regulation of transcription by RNA polymerase II.
ACCAGAGGUCUCUGGUUACCUCUGAAGGAGGGGCUGCUGCUGCUGGCUUUCUCCUUCCUCAUCCUCCAUGGGUUGGGGGCUGAGCUUUUAAGUUCAGAUGCUGCUGACUCCAUUGUGAUCCGCGAUCCAGCUCCUCCUCCCCCUCCCCCUCCCCCUCCUCCAAGUCGGGUUUUUCUUUUCUUUCUUUCUUUCUUUCUUUUUUUUUGCAGGGGAAAAACAAAACAAGAAAGAAAGAAAAGAGAUUUGUUUUUCUUUGUGCUAACCGUUCCUAGCGGGAGUUUUGCUGCACAAGUUGCACGCGAGAGAUCCGAGCUUGGUGAGAACCGAGGCUUCGCGGCCAUUCAUUCCUCGAUCGGGGAUCCAGAUAAAAUCCAUGUGACAUCAGUCGAAAUGGCCAAAACUGAGUCGGCUCAGAUCCUGGAAGCCUACAAAGAGGUAGUUGCUGCCUCCGCCAGGGGUCAACAAGACCUCUUAGCCCCUGAUCGAGGAAGCCUCUACCAGGAUGUCAUGCAAGAAGGCUACAAGACACUGCUGUCUGGGGCCCCUCCUCUUCAGCUACAAGCAGGAUUUCCAAUCCACAAAUCUGAACUACUGGCCCGUCUGGAGCCAGAGCCACAGGCCUGGGCCCCACAAGUCCAGAGGUCCGACGACAGUGCUGAGGACCAGCCAGCUAAACAGCAGCUGACCAGGAGUCCAGAGCCAGGGACGUGGUGGAAUUCCUACCGGAGCCCAGUGAGCGUGCCCAGUUCAGACUCAUCUUCUUCAGAUAACGAAUCAUCAAGCGAGAAAGAGGAAGAGAGGAAUGUUAAGACAGAAGGUCUGAGGAUAACAAAGCCUCGGGCGGCUUUGCUGGGCAAAUGUGAGUUGCAGCAAGAAGGCUGUGAGUCUUGGCAGACAGGACAGCCGCAGGACAAUAUGAGGAUGCCAUUUUGUUGGACGAGUGAAAAAGGCAGAGGAUUCCUUAAGAGCAGAAAGAGGAAGUCAGGAAUGGAUCCCGAGAAGAAUCUGUUUGUGUGCCCCCAUUGUGGGAACGGCUUUAACAGGAAAUCGUCACUUAAGAGGCAUGUGGAAACAAUCCACGAUGGAACCAAACUUUUUGAAUGGCCACCCCGUAGGAAAAAUGUUCUUGAAAAAUCAAACUCUGAAACCCAUGUGAGGAAACGCCUGAAAACCUCCCAUUCGGGAAAGGAACCUUACGAAUGCCCUGAGUGUGGGGAAAGCUUCCAGACGAGUGCCUCUUUCACCAAGCAUCGAAGGACUCACACCAAUGAAAUACGAUUCCAGUGUCCUGCCUGUGACAGAAGCUACAUAAAACAGCGGUAUCUUGUCAAACAUCUGAUAACAGCUCAUUCAGGAGCCUAUCUCUCCAAAUGCCCAGACUGUGGGAAAAGCUUUCUCGGCGAGGGAGAUCUCAGUAUGCACCAGACAAAAAUCCAUGGGGGAGGAGGUUUCCAUCAGUGUCUGGACUGCGGGAAAUGUUAUCAAGAGAAACUCUCCCUAAUUAGUCAUCAGGCUUUGCAUACAAAGCAAGAUCCCUUCAAGUGCCCAGAGUGUGAGAAGACCUUUGUGUGUAGCAGAAGCCUGGCUAACCACUGGCGCAUCCACCAAAAAGAGAAACUUCAUAAAUCUCUGAACCAGGAGGGAAGUGAUACGGAGGAAUCUCUUUAUAAGUGUCCUGAUUGUGGAAAGUGUUUCAAGGCCGAAAGAUGUUUUGUGAAUCAUCAGAGAAACCACAUGAAGGAGCAACAAAGUCUACAGCCUGACCAAGGGGAGGUCUUGAAGGUGGAAGUACAAGAUCCAGAAAUCCACACAGAAAUGCAAUGCCAUACAGAGUCUGCUUGUAGAAAAUCACUUGGAGCCCGUUUAUCCCAGCCAGAGGCUGAAGUGGAAGAAAUGCUCCAUAGGUGUCCUGAUUGCGGGAAGAUCUUCAGGGACAGUCAAUGUUUUGCUAAUCAUCGGCGCACGCACAUUAAAGAGGGAACAUCUGACAAUGCUGACAGUGAGGAAACAGUUGAAAAAAGAAAGCUACCCCAACAGGAACAGCACCUUAAAGGAAAACCCUAUCAGUGCAGUAUUUGUGGGAAGUCUUACGCAACCCAGUACAAUCUCAACAGGCAUCAGCGCAUCCAUGCAGACAGAAGACCCUAUAAAUGUACCAUCUGUGGGAAAACAUUUUCCUACAGAUACAGUCUAGCUCUUCAUGAAACCACCCACAAAAAAGGAAAAGCCUGUCCACAUAAAUGUUCUUAUUGCGGAAAGGGGUUUACCACUGAAUCAUCCCUCUCGAGGCACCUACAACGGCAUCUAAUGGGAAGGCCUUAUCAGUGUAAUGUCUGCGGGAAAGCCUUCCCCUACAAAUAUUCUCUCACUCACCAUCAGGAAAUCCAUGUGCAAGGACAGGCCCAUAAAUGUCUUUUCUGCUAUAAAGUCUUCAGAACCAAACAUUCCCUUCAACGACACAAGCGUAUUCACAUGGAGACAAGAUCCUACCAGUGCUCUGUCUGUGGAAAAGCCUUUGCAACAAAAUAUUCUUUCUGUAGACAUCAGGACAUGCAUUUGAAUGGAUGUCUUUCCCCCAGCAGUGGGAAAGGUCAAGUUGAUGGCUCAGCCCUGGCAGUAGAACAGGCAAGUGAUAUAGAUGAAAACUCCAACAACUGGUCUGGCAGUUCAACUCUUUCUGGACACCAUGUGGAAGAAACCCCUGUUGAAUGCGCCAAGAGUGCAGAUGGCUCCCCGCUUGCUAGAUGCCAGAGUGUCCAUGUAGAAGAAAAUCCCUCUAAAGCGUUAGACUGUGAGGGAACCUUUAGAGAUCACUCUGUGUCUCUUCAAGGUCAAACUUGCCAUGCCGCUAUGAAUGCCAGCAACGGGACUCAUACUUCAGCAGGUGCUGAGCAUCAGGGAGUCCACAUGAAAGAACCAACUGCUGAAUUCUCCAACAGAGUUGACAGUGAUAUCUCCACUAAGGACCAGAGCACCCACUUAAAAGAAAAUUCCAUUAAAGGUUUUGAUGAUGGUGACAUUGUCAGGGAUCACUUGAUGGUCACUAGAUUUCAAGGUAGCCAUGCUGAAGAAGAUGUCCUCAAAGGGACUUACAAUUUUGUCUACCCUAGGCAAGAAGGAGCUUGUAUGGAAGACAGCGUCCCAGACUCCUCAGAGAAGAGAGAAGUGUUCACAGCUAGUCUAACCCUUAAAAAACUUCAGAACAUCCACAGAGGAGUAAAUCCCAUUCCAGCAUUAGAUGGAGAUGCACCUUGCAAAGAUAGCUCAACCCACUCCAGCCUUCAAGGCCAACAAAAGUAUACUUGUUCUUACUGUGGGAAAACUUGCAGAGACAGAUAUUCUCUCAAUAGACAUGAGAGAACCCACUCGUCAGAGAGGCCAUAUCAGUGCAAAGAGUGUGGGAGAAGGUUCCGUGAAACCAAAAACCUUAUCAAGCAUCAGCUAACUCAUUCAGACCUCCGUCCCUAUCCAUGCACCGAAUGUGGGAAACAUUUCAAAUCCAAGUCCAACCUUGGUAAACAUGAAAUGGUCCACAAGAGACCUUUUAGCUGCUCUCAUUGUGGCAAAAGACUCACCACCAGAACAAUUCUUAAGAAUCACCUGAGAACCCACACAGAGGAGAAACCAUUUAAAUGUAGUGAGUGUGGCAAAGAUUACAAAACAAAGACAGCCUGCAAGAAACACAGGGAGACACAUUUCAAAGAGGGCUCAUCAGAGGUGCCCAAAGUGGAUCCGUCCAAUCAGAUUUUUUAAGUCUUGUUUUCCAUGAUGUAAUGUGACAGUCACUGAUUGACUAUAUGAGGUGCUUCAAGACUCAACCUAGGGAGUGUCAGGGCAUAAACAUUUGCAUAUUCCAGAGGGGUAGCUAGGUUACUAUUUUGCAGCAAAAAUAAACCGGUAUUUUGGGACACCUUAAAGGUGUAACAAACUUUUAUUCUAGCAUAAUUUUUCUGGACUAGAGCCCACUUUUUCAAAUGCUGUGAAUGCAUACUCAGAGAAACCCGGGAUCUUCAUAAAAGGAAAGGUAAUCCGCUACCUCACAAACACUGCCUUUACCUGUGCAGCCUGAAUGCACCUAUUGUCUUAACACAGGAAAUGAUGUUCUUGUUGCCACUUCCAAUUAUACCCUCCUGUUAAUUUCACUCAGGGCAGCAUGCAUGGUUUACCCUCCCCUGUAACUUCACAACCUUCAGGGUAGGUUAGGCCAGGAGAGUGACUGAGCCAAGAUCUUCCAGUAAGCGGCAAAGGAAUUGGAAUCCAGGUUGUCUGGGCACAGAACUAGAUGGGACUGUGUCCUGGGGACGCACCACUGUUUUAACCACUGGGGAACUUUUUUUUAGCAGUGCUGCAGGGGCCCACUUCUGGUCAGACUAUUAAGGGGGGGGGGUCUCUUUCUUUCCCUCCUGCACUAUUUGUCUAACUUGGAAUGGCAGCUGGAGAGCAUUAUUUACUGAUAUCCACCCCCUCCCCCAGUGUCAUUCUGGUGCAUCAUAGGGGAAUGUAGGUGCUUCUUCUCCUGUGAUGGUUGCAACUUGAACUGGACCCCCAUGGCUCUGUUAAACAGAGUUCCCCAGAGGGAGUUCACUGCUCCAAAAUGGCAGGGCAUCUCUGGGGCAUCUGAUUUGGACCUCAGAGUCUUUCACUGUGAUACCAUUCUGACUGUCAGUACUGUCAAUAUUGAAGCUUACUGAGGAGACAAAGGUGCGGGAAAGCAAAAGAGGAAAAUGGUGAGAAUAGUGAAGUAGCUUCUCAAGCUAGCUGGGAAGAGUGGGGACUUCCCAUAAUUCCUCUAAAGCAUCAUCCUUCAAGGGUGGAAAUGAAGUAUUGGAACCUGUUGUUUAACCUGACAGGUCAAGUCUGAUGUGCAAAUGGUCUGAAUCCCAAUU